AUCCGCCCCUACAAUAAAUCCCUGUACCCGUACAGCUGGAAUCCCUGGAAACAGAAAGGAAGUGGACGAGCUCGGCAUGGAAGCAUCCGAUCACCCAUUUGGAGAGGACGUGGAGUGUCUCAUGGACCCAGAGGACCCACCAGUUACUACUACAUGUUACCCAUGAAAGUUCGAGUGCAAGGACUCAAAGUGGCGCUGAGCUCCAAGAUGGCUCAGGAUGAUCUUCACAUUGUGAACUCCCUGAACAUCCCCACACCAGACUCUCAGUACCUGCUUGACCUCAUCAGACACAGGGGAGAGUCUGUGUUAAUAGUGGAUGUGUGAGUAUCUUUAGCAGCACUUCUGUACAAAUGCGAAGGCGGUCACACCUUUUCUCCUCUCCUCCUUACCCUUAUCUUCCUUGCUUAGCCUCUUGUAUCCUUGUCUUGUCUCGUGUGUAUUACUUUCCCUCGAACAAUCUCUCACUGUCGUUCUCUAAAACCUAAAAGAGAAUUAUGGAUUUGA
Haplochromis burtoni (Burton's mouthbrooder) is the source of this 504-nucleotide messenger RNA. Its product is annotated as 39S ribosomal protein L4, mitochondrial-like. The annotation marks the transcript as partial. The record is from RefSeq and is a predicted model, not a curated record. Lineage: Eukaryota; Metazoa; Chordata; Actinopteri; Cichliformes; Cichlidae. Gene Ontology annotation, cellular component: ribosome. The transcript is spliced from 3 exons. Gene Ontology annotation, molecular function: structural constituent of ribosome. Gene Ontology annotation, biological process: translation.